UUGUAAACAGUUCGAUACCUUAUUGGGCGAAGUUUUUGGUCUUGUGAUCAAAACAACUAUGGCGCCUAUGAUGGCGACUUCUAGCAACGAAGAAAAGGGACUUUUAGGCUCUGCAAGAACCAACUCUCACAGACGUUACGGGAGCACGACAGUCAAUAUGAAAAAACCUGAACAUAUUGUUAGACAUAAAGUGUCAAAACAGGAUACGUUGCAAGGAAUUGCAUUGAGAUAUGGCGUUACUAUGGAGUGUGUGAAGCAGCACAACAAAUUGUGGUCAAGUGAAUCUAUGUUUCUUCAUGACUUCCUUGAAGUCCCUGUCACAAAAGAAAUUUAUGAUAUCUACUCUGAUCCAUGCCUCUCUGUCUCUUCAAAUACCAGUAAUGGUGGCAGAGAAUUUAGUCUGGAUGUUGGUUCCGAGAGCUGCAGCAGCACUGGUCCCUCUUCCCUAGCCUCCUCCCCCCUUCCCCAGGACGUCACCCCCUCCACACCCACAUCCCCAACUCGGGAUUACUCGGACACACUCCCUAAAGACUUCCUCUCCAAGAUAGACAGCAACAUCGCCUCCAUGAAGUCGUCCAUUCAAAAAUUUGAUGCACAAAAAUACAAAACCAUGGACCAGAUGGAGGUGGACGAGAGCUGCCGUCGCCCGAGCUUAGGCAGUCGUCAGGCGCUACGGUCUCCGGAACACCGGCGCUCGUUGGAUGUGAACGGCGGCUUCCCCGUCAAGAGUGGCAGCUUCCUGAACGACAUCAACUCUAGACACAGCGAUCCUAUCAAAGCCUACAGCAACGGUGCCUCCACCGCUAAUGGCAGACACAAAUAUAAUGGGAUGUCUAGAAAAAGUGAUGAGACACAUAGCAAUGGCGGGCCCAAAGUCAACGGAGGGGCGAGUACCAACAUCAGCAGAGUCAACGGAGGAGCCAGUACCAACAGCAGCAGAGUCAACGGUGGUGCCAAUAUCAACGGCGGAUAUAUAGCCGAUCCGAGUGAUGAAAUGGACCGUAUAACGUCACCCUUGUCACCACCAUCAGUGACUGUGAUAGGUGGACACCAUACCUCCAAAUCCAACUACAAUUCUUACCACAGUCAACCGUCCCACCCAAAUGAGCCUGACCAGGCGCCCUCCACUCGUAGCUUCACGAUGAGCCUCAAACAUCUUCUUAGAGAGCAGGAUGAUUUCUGUCCUUUAUAAAAUUGACUGCAGUUGAAUACAGGCUUAGUCUUGCUGUGGAUUAUAUCUUUUAGGAUUGCCAUUAUGGAACCAUUGGUUUUCUGUGCUGUAAGUUCGUGUUGAAAUGUGAA
Molecule: messenger RNA, 1302 nt
Organism: Hyalella azteca
Lineage: Eukaryota; Metazoa; Arthropoda; Malacostraca; Amphipoda; Hyalellidae
Gene: red
Exons: 4
Coding region: 59-1192 (377 amino acids)
Source: RefSeq, a predicted model, not a curated record